Molecule: messenger RNA, 3008 nt
Organism: Thrips palmi
Lineage: Eukaryota; Metazoa; Arthropoda; Insecta; Thysanoptera; Thripidae
Product: zinc finger protein 271
Exons: 11
Coding region: 149-2755 (868 amino acids)
Source: RefSeq, a predicted model, not a curated record
UUUUAGGUCAAUGGAGAUUUCCUCUCGUUGACACGCAAUUAUCCCAGUGUGACUUACCUCUGUGAGCCAUACUGACUGCAAGACGAGAACUCGUUCAAAAGUCUCAUGACUCUGAAUUUAUGCCCCUGAUGUGUAACUUGGUGAAGAAAUGGACCUAUCUAUUGUUUGCCCACUGUGCUCUCGGCCUGGUUUUCCUGAUGUGAAUUCAUUGUGGUUGACUCUCAUACGUGCCACCACCCGACAACUAUCAUGCCCCAUUUGUCAGGAGAUUCUUUGUGGAUUGGAUAAAUUGACAAUCCAUCUUGUCAGCCAUUCUCUGCAUGACCAAAUGGUGCAGGCCUGCCUGGCAACAAAUCAACUUCCAGCACCCCAGCAUGCACCUCCAACACCUUGUCCCAAAAACCAGGACCUGGAAAACUCGAAUAGCACAGCAUCUAAGGAACCAAUACAAGCUACUGAGCAGCAAAGUAAAAGUGAAAACGCAGUAGCUUCAUAUGUUUUAAUCAACUUUCCCACAUUACAAAAUGUAUCAAUAGAAAGUGCGAGCCAAGGAACUGGGAUUGAGCAAUCUGUAACUGAUGUUGUUGGACAGGAGAAAUUAACUUCGUGUUUCCCUACUCAAGAUGUAGGUCUCUCAGUAAUGUCGAGCUGCAAAGAUCCACCCCAAACAGAAGUAGCAUUUCCCCCAUUUCCGCAGUCAAAAUCAUCUGCGUCAAAUUUUGAGAUGCUUCAGAACCAAUCUCCUCAAACUGAACCUGUAAAAUUUGUCACCUUUUCCCUUCCGUUGCCUAAAGAUGUUCCUCCAGAAUCAUCAUUAAAAGACAAAAUAUGUGACAAAUUAUUCACGACAGACAGGACAGCUGAGUUAGACCAAAAUACAUUCCCUCAGUACAUGGUGCAACAGAGGGUUCAUAAUCAGGAGUCAAAUAUCCAGACUUCUGCUGUGUGUUCUACAGCUUCUGCUGAGUUAGACUCUAAGAGUGGAGUUGAAAAUUUUGUUCCCAAACCUGACGGUUAUUCAAUAAGCUGCGGAAUGUGUGAGCUUUCAUUCAAAGAUAACAAUAUUGCAAUGCUUCACCAGCAACUUAUUCACAAUGUUAGUCCUUGCAUUGACAACCACCAUCAGUUGGCUCAAAAAAAUGAAGAAAGAAGUCAUCAUUCAAAACAAUGGUCAAAGAGAAGUGCCACUGGCAGUAGUUCUCGAGAAGCUGCAAACCCUCUCCAUAAAUACCCAUGCCAUGUUUGUAACAAAGUGUUCCGAAUGCGAGGAAGCCUGAUGGUGCACUUACGUGUGGCACACUCGCCAAAUGCAUCAGGCGAAUUGGCUUCACGACGGGGUAGCUCCUCAUCACAUACGCAGCCUACAGAUUUCAUGGGGAAAUUAUCUCUGCAGGACCUGACAAUCGAAGAAUCAAAGGUGUCUAACACAUCUCGGGAAGAUUUUUGUGGUUUUGGUAACACAAAUAGGAAGAUGAAUGAUCAUACAAACUUAAGUCAAAUUGAUGCUACUGAGAUGAACAGAAUUAGUCACGAACAAGCUCCAUCAUCACUAGAUGUUUCUGGUUUAGUAGCCACCAUGUGCUCAAAACUUUCACCUACACGGUCUCCACCAACUGCACCGCCUGAAACUACUGGAAUGAUAUUUCCUUGUAACCUUUGUAACAAGACUUUUUCCAAGGAAGCGUUAUUAACUCAACACGUCAAGUCUCAUGACAGUAAACAAUGGGAAUGUGAUGUUUGUUAUAAAUCAUUUACCACAAAAUACUUCUUGAAAAAGCACAAACGUUUGCAUACUGGGGAAAUGCCGUACACUUGUGGUAUAUGUAACAAGUCUUUCACAUUUCAACAGUCAUACCAUAAGCACCUUCUAUAUCAUUCGGAUGAAAAACCACAUUCGUGCAGUGAUUGUGGGAGAGCAUUUAAGGAACUCUCUACUUUACAUAACCAUCAGAGAAUACAUACAGGAGAAAAACCAUGGGCUUGUGAAACAUGUGGAAAAUGUUUUAGACAAAGGGUGUCUUACCUUGUCCACAGAAGAAUACACACAGGUGCAAUGCCAUAUCAAUGCACAGUUUGCUUGAAAAGCUUUCGUUACAAGGUAAGUCAAAGGACACAUAAAUGUGUAGCUCAGGCAUCAGGAGAUGCCCCCACACAAUCAAGUGAUCUUCUACAUCAGUUGCUUCAAACACCAAGCAAAGAGCUGGAAAGAGCCAGCACUGUACAGCCAGCUCUCUCUUCAAGAUCAUUUAAAGAGCCUUCAAUUUUUUUGAAGGAGCAAAUGCAGCAGCUCAACAUAAAGCAAGAACAUCAAAAUUCCAACAUAGCAAACAUUCACCUGCCUUCUGGAGAAGGACAUAUUAUGAUGGUCCGAAAUGAAAUUGAGAAAGGUUUCAAUGAAUUUUUUUCAGAAAACCCAGUCAGACAUGAAAUGACUUCUAAAGUCUUACCUCCCUACACUCCAAAGUUAAAUUCAAAUUCACUCUUAGAGCACAUAGAGCUGCAAGGAAACACAGAGACACUUCAUUCCCCUGCACCUGCUCCACACACUACCCCUCCUCCAGCGGAUUUUAAUAUUGACCUUCUGCAAGAUAUUUUAUCAAUGGUAAUGUCUCCAACUUCUGAAAGCGCCCCAUCUCCAUCUACCCAAAUGAGACACUUGUCUCUUACUGCAAAUCAUAAUGAUGACGAUCUUGAGGCAGGUCUCGAAUUACGGCAGCUUUUGUAUGGGUCAUGUGAUUCUGAGAGUACACCCUGAUAGCAUGCCAAAGUGGAGGCAGUUAUCAUGCAAAUUAUUAUGUCAUUGCAUUUUUAUGCAAAUUCAUAUUUUUUAAAUAUCAACUGUACUUUAAACACUUAACCUUGUUUCGUACUUAAUCAUUAAAUUGUUUAUGUUCUUGAUGUGUGUGGUCAUAAAAAGAUUCUAAUCCUAUGUAACAAUAUUAUUUUUAUUGGCGUGUCUCUGUUUUCUGUUAAAUUACAUGUCUUGUAGUCAAAUGAAAUAAAACAUU